UUUUUCAGGUACUUAUUUUAAAUAUAAAAUUUUAAAAGAUGACUUUAAAAAAAGCUGGAUUGAAACAGUUGGAUGUUAAAGAUAAAAGAGUUUUGAUGAGAGUGGAUUUCAAUGUGCCAAUUAAAAAUGGUGUUAUAACAAGUAAUUUACGAAUUGUUGCAGCAUUGCCAAGCAUUAACUAUUGUAUUGACCAAGGUGCCAAGUGCAUUGUAUUGAUGAGUCACCUUGGGCGCCCUGAAGGUCAAGUUGAUAAAGCGCUUUCAUUGGCACCCAUUGCAGAAGAGUUAAAAAAGUUGCUUUCAAGGGAUGUUUUAUUUCUUUCUGAUUGUGUUGGCGAGGAAGUAGAAAAUGCAUGCCAAUCUGCAAAUGAAGGUAAAAUUAUAUUAUUGGAAAAUCUUCGUUUUCAUGUGGAGGAAGAAGGAAGAGGGGUUGACAAAGAUGGGAAAAAGAUAAAAGCUAAUCCUGACAAUGUUAAGAAAUUCCAAGAUUCUCUGUCAAAACUAGGAGAUGUUUAUGUUAGUGAUGCAUUUGGAACCGUUCAUAGACCAGAUAGUUCAAUGGCUGGUUUACACUUUGAGAAAAAAGUUGCUGGAUUUUUGAUGGAAAAAGAGUUGGUUUAUUUUUCAAAAGUGUUAGAGGAGCCUGAACGUCCAUUCCUAGCAAUACUUGGCGGUGCUAAAGUUGCAGACAAAAUUAAAUUAAUUUAUAAUUUAAUGGAUCAAGUUAAUGCCUUGAUUAUUGGCGGAGGAAUGGCCUUCACUUUUCUUAAAGUAUUGCAUAAUAUGGAGAUAGGAUCUUCUUUAUAUGAUGAUGAAGGUGCUAAAAUUAUCAAUGAGUUAAUGGAAGCUGCAAAAAAGAAAGGGGUAUCCAUACAUUUACCUGUUGACUUUAUUUGUGGAUCUAAGUUUUCUAAUGAUGCAGAGGUUUGUACAGCAACAAUUGAAGAAGGUAUUCCUGCUGGAUAUAUGGGGUUAGAUAUUGGUUCAAAAUCUAUUGAAAUUUUUACUGAUGUAAUUGAGAAGGCAAAAUUGAUUUUUUGGAAUGGACCUGUUGGUGUCUUUGAAAUGCCUAAAUUUGCAGAAGGAACAAAGAAAAUAAUGGACAAAGUAUGCGAAUCUACUGCUAGAGGUGUGACCACUGUUGUAGGAGGUGGGGAUACUGCUACAGCAGCUGAAAAGUUUGGCCGAUCUUCUGAAUUUAGUCACGUUAGUACUGGCGGCGGAGCGAGUAUUGAACUAUUAGAAGGCAAAGAAUUACCUGGUGUUGCUUUUCUAUCGGAGUCUAUAUAGAAGUUUUAAUUUAAAAAAUGAUCAAGUUUUUUCUAUUACAAGAAUCAAUUUUUGUGUUUAAUAUAUGAUUAGUACAUGAUAUGGUUAUAUA
Molecule: messenger RNA, 1380 nt
Organism: Hydra vulgaris (swiftwater hydra)
Lineage: Eukaryota; Metazoa; Cnidaria; Hydrozoa; Anthoathecata; Hydridae
Product: probable phosphoglycerate kinase
Biological process (GO): glycolytic process; gluconeogenesis
Cellular component (GO): cytosol
Molecular function (GO): phosphoglycerate kinase activity; ADP binding; ATP binding
Source: RefSeq, a predicted model, not a curated record